UGGGGGAGUUGGCAGGACCCAUGGCCUGGAGAGAAUGAAUGCCAGGCCGCGAGGUCGGGGUUCCUCCUAUUGGCGAGGAGCUUUUCCAGGAGUGAGGCCCCGCGGUGGCAAAUCACGGUGCGGGAAGGGCCUACGAAUGCAACGCAGAAGCAGGAAGGUCCCUGCUCGGGCCCAGGGGAAAAGCCCGGACGGUUGAGGGUGGAAAUAACGGCCACCGCGGGAGGACGCCGAGCAUCCGCCGCGGCGGCGGGAGGAGCCGGAAACUCCGGGCGCCUGGCUGGGGGGCCCGGCGACCCAGCGACAGCCAAGGGGGCGGGUCGGCUCUCCCAGGGCAGAUGAUUGGUCGGCCUCCCGCAGCUACGGCGGCGGCGCGUGAAACUGUCGCUUUGACCGGGAAGAUGGAAGAGCUGAGUCAAGCCCUGGCUAGCAGCUUUUCUGUGUCCCAAGAUCUGAAUAGCACAGCAGCCCCACAUCCCCGCCUAUCUCAGUACAAGUCCAAGUACAGUUCCUUGGAGCAGAGUGAGCGGCGCCGUCGGUUACUGGAACUGCAGAAAUCCAAGCGGCUGGAUUAUGUGAACCAUGCCAGAAGACUGGCCGAAAAUGACUGGACAGGAAUGGAGAGCGAGGAAGAGGAAGAUAAGAAAGAUGAUGAAGAAAUGGACAUUGAUGCUGGCAAGAAGUUACCAAAACGCUAUGCUAAUCAAUUGAUGCUUUCAGAGUGGCUAAUUGAUGUCCCUUCAGAUUUGGGUCAGGAAUGGAUUAUGGUCGUGUGCCCCGUUGGAAAAAGAGCCCUCAUCGUGGCCUCUGGAGGCUCCACAAGUGCCUACACCAAGAGUGGUUGCUGUGUCAACAGAUUUUCUUCCCUUCUGCCAGGAGGCAACAGGCGAAACUCAGCCAUGGCAAAAAACUACACCAUUCUGGACUGCAUUUAUAGUGAGGUGAACCAGACCUACUAUGUUCUGGAUGUGAUGUGCUGGCGGGGCCAUCCUUUUUAUGACUGCCAGACUGAUUUCCGAUUCUACUGGAUACAUUCAAAGUUACCUGAAGAAGAAGGACUGGGAGAGAAAACCAAGUUCAAUCCCUUUAAAUUUGUGGGACUAAAGAAUUUCCCAUGUACCCCUGAGAGCUUAUGUAAGGUGCUGUCUAUGGAUUUCCCUUUUGAGGUAGAUGGACUUCUCUUCUACCACAAGCAGACCCACUAUAGCCCUGGAAGCACUCCCCUGGUGGGUUGGCUGCGCCCCUACAUGGUGUCAGAUGUUCUUGGUGUAGCCGUGCCAUCUGGCCCACUGACCACCAAGCCAGAAUAUGCUGGGCAUCAGCUCCAGCAGAUUAUUGAGCACAAGAGGAGCCAGAAGGAAGGCAUGAAGGAAAAACUCACACAUAAUUCCUCUGACAAUGGACGCUAUGAGUUGGAGCACCUAUCUACCCCAAAGCUGAUGAGUCCUGCCUGUAGCCUUGACCACCCGGGGAGCCUCAUGGAGAACUAAAGAGGGCAACCUCCUUUGGGAGUCACAGGAUGGCACCCAGCCGUGAAGGAAAGCUGGGGAGGAGGACAGUGACAUUUGGUGGCUUCAAUUUACACAGUCCAACUGGAAACCAGCUCAUCUCCUAUCUGAAAUGCUGGCUCAAACAUUUGGGAGGUUUCUAGAUGGGGUGAUAUUAAGUUGAAUUGCUCCUACUGUGAAAGUGUAUCCCAGAUCCACAGUGUAAAUAUAUGUCAUUCUUAAGAAGUUGUUUGUGAUUCUUUAGCUUUAGGUGGCCAUGAGUCUCCCUUACCUCCACCACCCAGCCCACCUAAACCAUGACUGUUCAAAUCUUUGCCCAUUUCGCUCUGUUUUUAGCACACAGGCGUUCUGCUGAGUUUCCAGUUGCUGCUGUUGGUAACAUCAUUUUUCUGAAAGGUCUUACCAGGAACUGCAGUUCUUGGUAUUUGAAUAUGUUCCCUCUUCUGAGAAGGCAAGUGUGAUUUUCUUUGGUUUAGACAUCACCAGAGAUAAAAAUGCAAAUGGAGUUCUUUCAUUCAUUCAACAAAUGUUUGCAUGCCUACCAGGAUAUAAGCAUGGUGCUAAGUCCUGGCCAUAUAGAUUGGGUUAUAGAAUUGGACAGGACUUGGUCCCUGCCCUUGAGGAGCUCACAAUCCAGUGAGAAUACAAACCCACAAGCAUAUAGAGCACAUAAAGAUGGUGAAAUGAUUGCUUUAGUGCCAAAAUGUGCAUAAAGCAUCCGGAACCUGGGAUGCAGGGAAAGGGAGUGGGAGGCUGCACAGAGGAGUUAGAGCUGGGGCUGAGUCUCAGAGGAGGGACAGAAGCAUGCUCUGCAGACAAGGAGGGGAGGAGUUCCUCACAGAGAUAGAAGGGUAUGCAGCUACAUUGCUCCAGAGCAGGGCAGGAUUUGCUCUGGGAAAUGACAUAGGUUCAGCAUGACUCAAGUGUAAAGGAGAAGUAGAGAACUGUGGGAAAGGAGGCUAGAGAGAGAUGGGCCUGAUUGUGAAGGGCCUGGUGUAUUAUGAAGAGGUUUUAGAUUUUAUGUCGUGGAUGAAAGGAAGCCAGUAAAGAGCUUUGAAUGGCAAGAGGCCAUUUAGAUUUGUGUAUUAGAGCCCUUGAGAAGCUGUAGGGGUGGAAGAUAGUGCCUAAAACUAAUCAGUUAGUGUCUCCUCUGUGUUCAGGAAAUGUGUUCUGUUUCCUGUGGCUUCACUCUACUCCCCACACUGGUUUCCACCUUUCUAGGACUUCUCUAAUUGGACCAAAGGACCUCACCAUUCCACUCCAACAGUAGUAGUGUCUUGUGGACAAAAAUUCAGAGAAGUCCAGCUCAGAUCCUGUCUCGUAAGACAUGCAGCUGUCCCUCUGUGUUGAUUAGUUCUGGGAACAGACUGGGCUGAGGUAGUGGUUAAGCGGAGCCUGAUUACACAAAUUCAGCACAUCCAGCGGAACUAGCCCUAGUGUCUGGCUCUUAGGGAGCUGCUCAAGCUGACUGUGUAAAAUCGGAAAAGGAAGAAGGCCCCCCUCCCUCCCACCCCCAUGCAAUGAUGAUCCUGCUGGCUGCAGAGUCAAGCAUUUGCCUACAUCAAUAAGCUCUUUCCUGUAUUUAGGUCAAUUCCUCAGUAGGAACAUCGUGUUCCUCUAGCCAAGGAGCAUGUUGUAGACGUUUAGUCUCCGUUUGAUGAUCUGAACACAGAGUCUGCGUUCUUAGCGGCCAACUGCAUCGUUUCAAGAGCUGUGCAUGCUAGUAUCAGUAGUGACUUGGCCAGGCUCUACCCAGAAAAUAAUUGGAUCUGGAUGGACUGCUUUCCCAGAGGACACUCUGGGGACAGACUGGUGAGCCAAAGAACAUAUCAACCAAACUUAUCAGCAAACACAACUUAAUAUUGUUGAAUGGUAGCUUGAAGGACCAAGCUCGGAGGACGGCCCCUUGUAGUUUUAACUGAGAAACCAGUAUUAUUAUUUACUAAAUAGUAGUGGGUCUCCUGGUCAUAGUUCUGUCCAUUCUGAACAGCUCCGAGUUCAUUUUUUGUGGAGUCAUCUCUUCCCCAUGCAAUAUGGAUGGGGGACUUAACUGGGGGUACUGCCCUCCCUUAGCCAAGGGUCAGGUUUGUGACUCAAGACAGGCCAAUCAUAUGCCCCCCACCAAGAAUUUGUGUCUUCAGCAGAGGAACAGAGAGAGUGAAUCAGUUGGAAUCUAUUUAUUAUUAUUUUUUGAUACUAUUUUCCAUACUUAUUAAAAAAUUAAGAAACUUAGGCUUAGAGAGCUUAACUAACUUGCCCAAGGAAGCUAGUUAGCAGCUGAGCAGGAAGUUGUAUCCAGUCUAUUCCAUUCUUUACUUUUUUUCUCUUCUUAACAGAUUUCCGGUAUGUGGAAUUGGAAUCAUAGUAAUCCUUGGUUUGCGAAUCAUAAACUGCAUAUUAAACACU
Messenger RNA from Choloepus didactylus (southern two-toed sloth), 3911 nucleotides. It is a transcript of the gene SNUPN, whose product is annotated as snurportin 1. Gene Ontology annotation, biological process: snRNA import into nucleus; protein import into nucleus. Gene Ontology annotation, molecular function: protein binding; nuclear import signal receptor activity. The transcript has 9 exons. Bases 336 to 1487 code for a protein of 383 amino acids. Gene Ontology annotation, cellular component: nucleus; cytoplasm. Lineage: Eukaryota; Metazoa; Chordata; Mammalia; Pilosa; Megalonychidae. The record is from RefSeq and is a predicted model, not a curated record.